CAAGUACAAGAACAACUGACUCCGGUUUUUGAGUUCUAUCUUUCACGAUGAACAUGGAUAGAGUACUAGUUUCUGACAAGUGAAAGUAGGCACAAAAAUGAAUUCGUAUUUGAGCAAGACGAUUGACCUGGGCGAGGAUGGUCCCAAUUUGUUACUCAACAAGGUUGCGGGCAGCGUCGCUGUUGGAAUGGUUGUCGAUGGUGCGGACUUCCUCGAAGACCCAAAGGCCCAAGCAGUUCAAAGCCUACUCGAGGACAUGCCGUAUUCGAUCUGCGUUUUGCCAGCGCAGUUUCUCGAUUCAGCACACUGGGACGAGUCGCCAAAGAAAACUCAAGCUCAAGCGUACGAGACAACAUUAUCGUCUAAUGAAUCAGCUUCGAAGGGCCAUAGUACAUGAUAAUUCUUCUUGACGCAUUGAUUUUCUUCUAACAAAAAGGUGGCAGCAGUGCCUCCGGACCGUCACGAGCUGCAUCUCGAAAGGACCUGCCCAAACCAGGGACCAUGCAAUUAGAGCGAAGCCGCGGAUUCACGAAGACAACACAAGAAAACGUCAGCCUGCUGAGUGCUGUCUUAUGGAUGAUGUUUUUCGCAUCUAUCAGACCAUCGAGGCUGGCCCCUUUGCCCUCACAACUACAUAGAUUAAGGGGGACCGCGAUGGUCUGUCUGGAUGAAAUAGACACCAUCCAUAUGUCUACGAGGCCGCUUUUUCGAAGCCGGCUGUGACGGGCCCGGUACCCGAAACUGUCGUCUAUGCAAUAUUUGAGUUUCUGAAAGACGACUCCUGCUUUAUUCGGUUCCCCGCUCACGACCAUGAGAUCCGCGUCGACAACUGGACCAAGCAAAUGCUCCUCAAGGCGGCGUCUCCGGAUAAGUUAUGCAGGAAAUAUACGACAAGACAAGUAGCCUCUAUUCUUUUUCUUUGUCACUGGUAGGUUAAUUAUGCUUAUGCAUCGUACAAGAACCGAUUCAUGAUGAUGCAGGAAUAUGACAAGACACGCCUCGAAAAUAAUAUUUUUGUUUUUCACUGGUUAUGCUUAUCUAUGCAUGGUACAAUUUUUAGAUCAUGAUGAUGAUUCCAAUGUAGUUGCCACAGAUAUCAAUAAUAUUGUUCUAUGUAUAAUAUGUACCACGGCAACUACUUGUUCUAGUAUUACCCCUGUUAGUAUAAUUGAAUAUUAAAUCUUCUACGUCAAAGAACCAUCUUAUGUGUGCUAUUUGUAUAAUUAUACACUACAAUACACUCCUGUAGCAUAGUCUUGCUCUACUACGACACUAGUCCUGCUAAUGUUAGAUGAGAAUCCGAUAUCGCCGGCGCAUAGCAAGAUUGCAUCUUCGGGUUUGGAGAAGAUCAAUAGUGCAUUUCGUAUUCGUGCGCUGAUACGUUGGCAUGUCGAGCAGCUCCUGUCAGAGAAGAAGAGAACACGCGCAGAAUGGCAAGAGCAUCACGUUAAGCCUACCGCAUCGGUUUUGGCAUUUUUCCCAACAUUCUUCUUAGCUGGGUUCUUUUUUCUAUUUUGUUAGAUUCUCGCAGGAGGCUUUUUUAUUGGAUAAAGUACUGAUAUUCAUCAAAACGUAUUUCUUACUUUUUAUGAGUUUGAAGAUAGUGGGGCAAAUGUAGAAUCCGGUCCAUCUAAUCACGGCGAUUCCUGUACCAUGACCGAUUACGAAAAGACCAGGAAGGAGCCCCCUUUGUCAUUUAUGAAGUAGGAAAUUCAAAAUGCAUUGUACACAGAUCGUAAUCGUUGUACGAGAUUUAUUGUAUUGCAUUGCAAUUGGCUACUAUGGUUGUAGUGUCCUGCUGUAUAGCAGUAUCCUGCUUUGUCUUGGCGCUUUUCCCUACUGAAGUGUACGUGACUAGAAUACUGGGUCACGCGAACCCCCUACAACCACGUGAAAAAGGUCAUUAGCUAUUUCUUCUCUACAAUUGAGUCCUUCUUCUAGUUGUACGAGGGAUACGUACGAAAAGUAAAGCUAAGAGGGGAUCAACGUAACAAGUAUCUUCAGCAUGUGGAUUCUAAUGAUCCCGGAAUGAUGGGAGGCCAAGGACGAUCGGCACAAGAUGUAGUCGUAGACUAUGUCACCGGGGGGAGAACAUCAGAGCCGACUAUAUCCCAAACCUUGAAAGCUGGCCGAGGUACCGUAAACAGCGACGCGCCAAUGGAAUUUCCACAAGUCAUACCUUUAUGCAGCUCUUCAGUAGCCAAUCGUGAGUGCUAGUGUUCCUAGUAAACCCACGCCUAACCUAACCAAGCUGUUGAAAUGAAGCAAUUGUGGCAUGGCGAACGUUUCCAUGAAGGCUUUCAUCAAUAGUGCCUAGAAGUAGAAGGUGGAAGUGCGUGUUCUAAAGAUAGAUUAACACUCUGAAUAUCUGCCCUAAACCCUAAGCGAGUCCUAAGUCUUUUUGUUCGCUGUACAUUACGAACUGUGGGAGUGCACCAAAAACUGUCAUCAUCAUGUCGAGACGAUGCAGUGCUCAGUGAAGGUUCGACAGGCUGCUAAUCGAGAAGAUGUUGGAUGAACAAUCAAACGACCUAGUGAAAACAUGAAGAUGAACUGCUCCAUGAUGACACGCAGAUACGUCAUCUGUGCAGCUAUACUAGGAAUAGGUGGACACCAACCUAGCCGAAGAACGUAACGUAACUGCUAUGUAUAGUGAUUAGAAGCUGGCAUCGGCAAUCUUGUUCCUAAGUAUUCCCAUUUUUAUGUCGUGUGUCCCUUUCCCUUUUCACGACGGCCUCCCGCAGAGAACAAAGGCGGCUUUGGCGGUGGCAAACUGCGACGGUCCGGCACACUGUCACGAGACCAUUCGCAAGAAGUCGUGUGUCCCGGAAAGUCACCAGCGGAAGAUUACGGAAACCGCGUUUAGCUUUUUUAGUAACGGAAAUAUAUAUAACGAAGUUUAUCAUGAUGAUGAUGAACUGCCUAUUUCAUCAUUAUCUGUUAACACAGUGCCGUUCAUUCGUCGAUACAACUUCCUGCCCCGAAUACAUCCACUCCAUUCUAUCUUUCACGAUUAUCUUCGUGCUCCUAGUAGCGGAGACUGCAUCAAUCAUUCUGAGGCAUGAAGAUCAGCAUUAAAUGAGAUUGUCCAUGUCUCCCUUACGACCACGGAAAAAUAUAUAUUUAUAAACCUCGGAUAAGCUAGAAGCCUGGCUUCAAAAAUACUAACUUUGUAGUUGUCUCUAAAUCGAAAUAGCAGAAUUGGCCAACAAGUUGUCGCACAUUUUCGACGCAGCAGAUGAAGAAAGCGAGGGAAUAUUGAGACAUGGCGAUUUGCUCAAUCUUCUCGAGGCUACGCUAUGCACAGAACCAAACGACGAUAUUAUGAUGGGAAGAUAAUGAACAAUUUACUUACCUUUACAUACAACAAGUACUGAUACUGAAUCAGGCAGCUCAGGUUGACACGUGGUUCGUCAAGAAUGAAGGAAUGAGUCUGCAUUUCUCGAAUUGAAUUCUGAAGUCCUACCUCUGUUCCCCGUGGCGGGUGACUUCGUUUUCCUCAAUUAUGGAUGUAGAAAUAAAACUACGGCAAGGAAUGGAAGUAAAAAGUCAGACUUUGUAGCUUUUCUUUAGCUUCCCAAUACCACAUUCACGUUCCCUGCUUCAUACUUCACUACAACCCUCUGGUCGAUGAUCAAGUAAUCGACCUGCUGCCAUGGGACAUUCGAACGAUCAUGGCGGGAAUUCACGAUGAUGGCUCAGGUGUCUCCUUAUAUAUUAUAAUGUUGAUGUACAAGAACGUCGUAGUAAGUAACUAGUACCCGCAACAGCGAGAGUCUUUUUUCUAUUUAUAGACCACUUAAAAUCAAGGACAAGUCAGAGAAGUCUCCUUCACAUGCCCUAGCGUUGAGACUUUCUACUUUUUUGCUCCUUGUUGUGUCUUUUUCCUAUUUAGAAGGCUCUCACCACAGUAUUACCACGAUAAUUUUCUUCAUUGAACAUGUUAACAUGUCGCUGAUCCCACCUGCACCUAGUGUUAUCAUCAACAGGUCUUAUCGAUUACAUUCGACAUUGCGAUGGAAUUCCGACUGCAGUACGAAGCACAAGGAGAAAACGAGACCGUUACUAUGUGCAGUUUCCGAACCGAGCUCCCUACUCCGUGAUGCCACCGGAUUUUUUGGAGCGUGAAAAGAUCGGAGAGUCAGUGGAGCAACUUGAAGGUAACGCAGCAGUUUCGAUCACUUUUAUAGCUCUCUUACUCCUGAUCCUGGUUCUGGUUGAUCUAAAGUAAUUUUUUUAAUAUCCAGUAGAUCAAGUACUAAGUUUUUUUAACAUUUCCCGGAGAUGCCGAUGAAUACAGGUUGAAUUUCGUAUUUCCGUGAGAACCACGACGAGAGGGCGAUAUUAACACUUAGAGAAGAUGGUUUCACUUUCAUUGCGCUAAACUGCCCUUCACAGGUGACGAAAUAGCGGAGACAGCGCGUUGUAUCAUAGAUAUCUGUGCAAGGCAAGAUCCCAAGUCAACAGGAUACGUGCCGAGGAUGAAGCUCCUAGAAUUAUGAGUGUCAAGAAUGCAUCAUCUACAAUUCCAAGUGAGUUAUCUGACAGAUUGAAGAAGACUCAAGAACAGAAUAAACGGCACCCAGAUACAGAUACUCUCUUCAGAUACAUUGAGUUGCCUCCCCCACAUGAUCUUUACGCUUUGAGUACAUAAUUUUCUCCCCCUCUAAUAGACGCCAUCAGCAGCAUACCAGAACGCGUCACACUGCAAGAAAAACUUUUGCUGAUGCAGCUGGUCCCCGAAGUCGUGAAGGAAAGCGACAAUGGAAAAGGGAGUCUCGGACGGUCCGCACCCACUGGAAUGGUAACUUGCUAAUGUCGGACACGACGAUGUAGGUGGAAUUUGUCAAUCAUGUACAUGUAGUACAGUGUCUGCAGCUACGAUCGACUUUCAUGAUCGAACUACGGGCAUGCUGUGCAAGUUGGUCUCCUGUACCUACUUCAGGAACCCCGAGAUAGUCGUGGUUGAGUCCUAAUAAUUAUAUGUCGAGUUUCCUCAUCACGCUGCUUUUAUGUAGUAUGCUCCUGCGUAGAUGGUCCCUCAAAACGACAAAAAGAAUCAUCUACCAUCUUCAGGUAUUUUGCCAAUACGAGGAAUUCCGGUCUACGUUGCAGGAGCUCCGUAUCCAAAAAGUGCUUAACCCCCUGCACGAAACCGACAGUAAGAUGGUCCGCUCAGCGAUCGUCACGGCCAUUAGAAACUUAUGUAGAUAUGAAACUUUUCUUCAGUGUUUGCAGUCCGCUUAUAUUCAUAUUGUUCCUAUUACAUGACUAGCCGUAAACCUAAACCCAAGCAUGGAAACCGUAAGACUAAAAAUUGUUCUUCAAUACCAUGAACACUGUUCUCCCGCUACUUACUCCAGUUUUUAAACAUCUUCAGAAAGCCAAGCCGACAAAAUGAAAGGUCUGGGGUAAAUCCAGUUAUUAAGAGUACGUUCUUUUGCACUGUUCUCUCUGCUUCAAAGCUUAUUUACAUGAAACGCGAUCUGGGUAUAUGAUAAUCAUCUUCCUUCAUUCUGUGGUGGUAUUGGCGAGAGGUGUCCGAUCUGGCAGUGGCGCACACUCAUGAUGAGUCUCGACAUAUCGAUUUCGAGGUUUCAAGUGCACAUGAUUCUAUGCAUGCUACAAAUGGAUGACAUUGUAUUACUUUGGCUAGAGCACCAGCAGCAAGUGGAUUAGACUUCUUCGUCAUGAUAUAGACGUAGCACGAACUACUCGUUGACCCGAAUGUUAGAGCAAGAGGACUGUGAACUACACAAGGCUUUCGUAUUCCUAUUGGUAUUCUGUCAUCUUCUGUAAUGCUCUACAACAACGAACUAUGUGUAUUUUCCUUUUGCAUGUAUUAUUCACUCAUCGAAAAAUGAAUUCAGGGCACCAUCGAUACCGUCGAAGCUGUGAAUCUGAGUACUACACUUAUCCGAUGGUAUUUCGACCCGGAAGUGUAUCACGGAAGAGCAGUGAUGAUUCAGGAAGCCCAGGAGGCAGAAAAGAAGAGAAAAGAGUUAGAGGAGCUUCAGGAGAUGUCUGGCGUGAAGAAACACGUCAGCAACGAGGAUGACGUAUCAAAAUAAAUGAUCAACUUUUAGUCUUGUCGUUGUCGGAAUGAUACUUCUGAGUAGCUACGAUGAAAUUACAUUGCCGAUCUAUCAAGACCCGGACGCCGAAGAGUCUUUCUCUUUCUCCAUCCAGGACGCCGAAGAAUUCGUUGAUUUGGCACUACGCGAUAACAGAGAAGAGAUCGAGAAGAACCUCGUAGCGAUUAUCCAAACAGUAGAUGAAGACAAAACCGGCUUCGUUCCAGCUCCAUUACUGUUGAAGCAACUACAAUCCGACUGGGAACGAGGACUGGGCGGCGGAGGGUACAGCUUUUGCGCGCCUUGUCUCUCUCUAAAGAGAAAAGAUGACGCCAGAGCUGAGUUCGUGAAAAACUAUGAUCAGUCAUUUGCUUAGAAAAGGAAAUAUUUGAGAAUUAUUGUGAUCCUUAUGGUAGCUACAAGAACCACAAGAACUACAAGCCUGCAACAACUGCACGCCGACAAAUCCAGAAAGCUACUUCAAAGGAAACUUCUAGGUAGCAAGGCUCGCACCAAGACUUGUUUUCAAAAUUUACAAAUCAGGCUUACACUGGCUGAGAAGCGAGGUUUCAUGGGCGAGUGCCAAAUUUUACCCGAAACGGAGGACUUGGUGCAAUACCAAAAGCACAUCAAAACUUGGAUUCCUAUACUAUUUGAGCUCCGAAAGAACGCAAUGGCCAAGCGUUGUCUAGAAGUUGACAACGUAGUGGAUGCCGGCAUUGUAUUAUUUAUUUCAGAAUGUUCUGCUAAGAUACAGACUUUGAAUUCCUUUUGUUUUUUAUAGAAGAGUCACUCGUUUCUUAAAUUCUAAGGCCUGCGAGAUUUCGGUAUUCUUUAAGGUCUAACUAGCAUGAGCAGCUGGCAUUCAUUUCUGUGAAAACAUUCUACAUUGAUUCAUCUUCUGUGAGAACUUCUUGGAACUUUUUUACUACGUAGUAUCUACUGUUUCUAAUCUGAGGAUUCUUAUCCUCAUCUUAACGAGAAGUCGGAGUUAUAUGUCUUGUUGUAACUCUUGAAGUAGCCGUGGUCUACGAUAUCGGUAUCGCUUGGCCUCCACACUGAUACCUAGACGUCAUGUGAGACUAACCGAGCCUUUCUUAUGUCAAAAUGCCAUGAGUUUCUUGACACUUGCACUUGAUAACCACAACUAACUUAACAACAACUUAAUAUAACCACUUAAGGCCCACUCUAUAACUACAAACAAUUUUAGCUUGAACUGCUCGAAAUGAGUCAGUGGGAAAGCGAUUUUCCAGUCUUUUCGUCCAUGAUCGAUGCCUCGAGAGGAUCCAAGGGCAGAGGGGGCGCCUUCGGCAGCAAGCGCAGAUCAAUGGUACUCUGCAUCAGAUGCAAUCAAGAAAUGCUUUGUCUUGUUUGAGCUGUUGAGUUAAAACUUACUUGUACAUUUUCUUGCCAGCUCAAGAAAAUCGUUUUUACAGGGUCAGACGCCUUUUGGUCCUAGUGAGUCUAGUUGAUUAUUGGGAAGUUCCACCAGCUAUUUGCUUGUUCUUUGAAGAUUCUUCAAUCUCUAGCAGACCUUCGGAGUUUUGAUCCUCAUAAUUCUAAGUUGAAAUAACUAACUCUCUCCUCUACUGUCUUGCUUCAGGAAGCGAAUCGCCGGGAGUCAAUGGGCGAGGGCGGCGGAUCUAAGCGAGGUUCAAAAGUGGUUCCGCGCGGAUCUCUUCUAGCAGCGAAGACGGCUGGACUUAAGGCCCCCCUCGUCAAAUAAGUUGAUUUUGUAGACAUGAUCUGUUAGUUAUAAUUUUGAUUUGAUAACUCAACCUCCAUGCAUGUCCAUUCGUCAGACAAGUUGGUAGACAACAUGCUUGACAACAAAAAACAAGUUCGUGGACCAGCUGCUAUGAUUAAAAAAUCUUCAAUACCCCACGAAUGAGUACACUACUAGUACUACUACUACUACUAGACAUACCAGACAACAAAAGUAGAAUUUGAAGCACAUUAACUGAGACCCAUCGAUGAUGAAUUUUUAUAAGAGUAAUCGUCCUGCUCAACGCACGACAACAUGUGUAUCUAUCUGAAGCAGCUCUGUUAAUUUCUACACCUCCAAAAUAUGCAAGUACUUCUGGACAUGAUCAUCUUUCGAUUCUAGUUGAGGUCUCCAUUUCCAUACAUUUACUCAUAGUCUACUUAGCGUAGUGCAAGUAACACAAACACUUGUGGAAUUAGAUUGUCAUCAUCAUUACACUUACUCAUAGUGCUGAGUAGAAGACUCUAAGGGAAUCUCUCGCGCGAGCAAGGAGCUGUCCAAAGUGGAGCCAAAAGAGUUAGAGCUAGGGGCCAACGAGAAUCGAGCUGACCGACGCCGGCGCAUCGGUCCAGAGAAAUGGGCUUUCGAAACUGGGAAUGGCGCACAAGAGAAUGAUCAAUGA
Amoebophrya sp. A25 is the source of this 8461-nucleotide messenger RNA. Lineage: Eukaryota; Dinophyceae; Syndiniales; Amoebophryaceae. The record is from the annotation of a GenBank genome assembly.